AUGCAUGUCACCGUGUCGCUCCUCAGCGGACAGUGCGCGUGCUGCGCCGUUUCGCGAGAAAGCUCGGUGAACGAACUCCGGAGGCUGGCACAGCUUCAGCUGAGCAUCCGCAUCGAGAGCCUUGUUUCCUCGACUGGGCUUUGCCUGAAGGGCAACGCCAAGCUUGGAGAUGUGGACCUGGCGGAUGGAGAUCUUGUCAAUGCUAUAGUCAGCGAACCAGGCCACUGCAUCCAAUGCCACAGCCACGGCACCGCCUUCGCCGGGAUUCGCGCGGAUGGCACUGUCGUCACCUGGGGCCAUCCCCAGGAAGGCGGCGACUGCAGCACCGUUGCUGCCGAGUUGGUGGGAGUACAACGCAUCCACGCGACUCUUGCGGCUUUUGCUGCGAUCACCCGCGGUGGGCGAGUUGUGACCUGGGGCAGUGUGCGCCACGGUGGCGACAGUAGCAAGGUGCGCUCGGAGCUUCUGAACGUUCAAAAGAUCGAGGCCACCCUGCGCGCCUUCGCUGGGAUCAAAGUCGAUGGAUCUGUGGUGACAUGGGGUGACCCCGUGUCUGGUGGAGACAGCACGGCCGUCAGAGAGAAGCUCAUCGACAUCCAGGGAAUUCAAAGUACUUCCCGAGCUUUUGCUGCGCUGCGGAGUGAUGGGACCGUCGUUGCUUGGGGCUGGCCGAACUCAGGCGGCAGUACAAAUUCCGUGGGCCACCUCCUCUAUGAUGUGCAAGAACUCCGCAGUUCCUUCGGUGCCUUCGCCGCCUUGCGAGGCGAUGGCCGAGUGAUCACCUGGGGCUCUCCCGACUAUGGCGGUGACAUGGGAGAUUCUCAGGCGCAGCUCAGGGGCGUUGCCAAGAUCCACGCCUCGCAUGCCGCCUUCGCGGCCAUCAAGCAGGAUGGCACAGUGGUAACCUGGGGCGGAACAGAUCAUGGUGGCAACAGCUGCCCGAUGCAGGAUCAGCUCGUCCAGGUGGAGAAGAUCUUCUGCACCGUGAGGGCAUUUGCCGCUCUGCGCACGGACGGCAGCGUUGUCACCUGGGGUUACCCUACAGAUGGCGGGGACAGCAGCUACGUCCAGGACCAACUGCAGAAAGUGCGGGACAUUCAAGGCAAUCUCGCCGCCUUCGCCGCAAUCCGUGAAGACGGACGUGUGGUGACGUGGGGCUAUCCUGACUAUGGGGGCGACAGUGAGGCAGUCCAGGCACAGCUCACUGGCGUCCGACAGAUUACAGCCACCUCGCGGGCGUUUGCAGCCCUUCGCGAGGAUGGUUUGGUGGUGACUUGGGGUCAUGACGCUGAAGGCGGUGACAGCAGUUCCGUCCAGGACCGGCUGUUCGGUGUUUUCGAUAUCCGAGCGAGCUGUGGUGCUUUUGUGGCCGUGAAGGCCGACGGCACGGCCGUGACAUGGGGCCAUCCCCUUUGGGGUGGCGACAGCAGCACAGUUCGAGAUGAGCUUGUGAAUCUGGCCAUUUAG
Messenger RNA from Symbiodinium sp. CCMP2592, 1467 nucleotides. The record is from the annotation of a GenBank genome assembly. Lineage: Eukaryota; Dinophyceae; Suessiales; Symbiodiniaceae.